Effrenium voratum is the source of this 849-nucleotide messenger RNA. Lineage: Eukaryota; Dinophyceae; Suessiales; Symbiodiniaceae. The record is from the annotation of a GenBank genome assembly.
AUGAAGGAACCUUACAACUAUCCUGCACACCUCAAAGAUUCUUUGGCUGUAAGGAAAGCGGCUGCAUUCAAGACGAUUUGCCAAUUGGCGCACGUGGUGCCCUCGUUCUUUGCCGCUGAAGUGCCUGUGCAGCGCUUCAAUGACAAGGACAACGACGAUGUACGAAUCAGGUUUAACCUGACCUUCGACGACUUCCCAGCCUUCUACAUAUUCAAGGACUCCAUGCCGAGCAUUAGGUACACAGAUGCCACACAAGCACCAAACAUGAUUCGCUGGCUGCGGUCGCAUGGCAUCAUGAUGCCAUCCAUCGACAGCAUCGACGAGCUGGACGAGGUUGUGGACCAGUUCUUGAAGCAACCGGAGCAGAGGUACUUGGAAACAAUGAGAGAUCUGGCCAAGAAGUACAGCACGGACUUCAAGGCGUCAAUGUACGUCAAGAUCAUGGAGAGGAGUCUCGAAAAAGGACCGGGCUACGCUGCCGAGGAGAUCGACCGUGUCAUGAAGAUCUUGCAGGGCAAGGUUCAUCCGCAGAAGCGCUCGGAGCUCGCUGACAAGCUCAAGGUGCUGAAAGUCUUCGCAAAGAUAGAGGCCUGUGACGUGUACCAGUGCCCCUCUGGCUACCAGAAGAGGUUCAACGCAGCAGGCAUCAUCGGCGCAGACGCAGCGACCUGCUGCAAGCCGCCCUGCACCAGCACCGACGGUUCUGAGCAUGAUUCGCAAGGACAUCACUGCGAUUACUAUGAUGAGCGCACGGUGCAGGAAUGUGGAGACUGGGACACAGGAAGGUUCAGAGCAAACCGCAUGUGUUGCGCCUGCGGUGGCGGACAAGUGACGAGACCUCAAGGGUGA